Molecule: messenger RNA, 594 nt
Organism: Brenthis ino (lesser marbled fritillary)
Lineage: Eukaryota; Metazoa; Arthropoda; Insecta; Lepidoptera; Nymphalidae
Source: the annotation of a GenBank genome assembly
AUGAUAGUACGUGAUGGAGUUGUAUACAUUCCCGCUGUGAUGGAUAACCUCACAAACAGAGACGGUGAGUUCGUCCCUCGUCCGGAAACAGUUAUGUAUUCGAAUCUGCGAGACACAGUUGUUGCGCUUGCUAACCCAGCAACUCCAGAGAGGAUUCGAACCUACUUUGAGCAACAUAACCCAAUUCCUGGCGCUACUUUUGAGAAUCAUGUUUUGGCAAACCCUGACGAAAUUAUGCCAGAAGGAUACACUCUCGACGAUUUGCAGCGAGAGAUUCGAACUAUCCAACCAUUUUUAAUUAAGCUUCAGAAACAUGUUCCAAAGAUGGUUUCUGGAACAAUGGAUUUUAAAAGUACUGGCAACAACUCGCUCUUUAUAAGUAAUGAGCUAGAGGAUUUACGUAUUCCAAACAGACCAAGGAAUCAGCCACUCCAGCAAUGGCAUUUUGAUUGCCUCCCCCUUGGUAACAUCAGAACUUAUUUCGCAAGAUGGGAUAUCCCAGCUGCCGAUAGACUGGAAGGGCAAAUCAAUUUAUUUGGAGAAUACCCGGAUCGAGCAAAUGUAAGAUGGCCAUUUUAUGCAGGUGGCGGUAGU